AACUGACGUGACGCGCAGAACCGGGAAGAUGACGUUACGCGCCUUCUCCACCAAUAACAAAGCAAAAACACUUCACUCGUUUGUAGUACCGUCUUUCCACUGUUUCCUAAACUUUUGAGCUUUUGGAUGUUGUACUUUGUGAUCGUUUAAUGGUACGGGAGGUAAGAGUCUGUCAUGGAUUCUGUGUUAGUAAACCUGCAGCACGUCGUGGAGUUACUGGCCGUGUCUCAAACGAACUGUGUGAAUGAAUGGGACCAUCACACGGUACUCAGAGCGUUCAAGUGGGCGCAAUUUUGCGAGCAGCUUCACGCCCUGUCCCGCUCGAACCCUCCGCUCAGAUCCGCUCUGCAGUCCCGCCUGCAGGACACCAACCAGCUCCUGCAGGAAAUAUCACCUUCGUACUCUCCAGUCAUGUUGUCUGACCUGGCUCAAUGUCAACACAGUCUGCUCAUUAAUUUACUCAGGAACCCCUCUGCACCAUGCUUCAUCGUACAAAUGUUUUUCCCAAAUCCCAAAACGACAACACACGGGUUAGAGAUGGACCAGACCCGCCUCAUUACAUGCAAAUCCGCUUUAAAGUUGCUAUGCCGCAGUUUGGACAGGACAAGUUGUGCUGAAUUGAAGGUUGAAUCAGAAGUGAAAGGCAGACUACUCAGAAAACAUCUAGACUCAGUAGUGUCCCUGGGUGAUAAUUACGUUGCUGCGAGAUCGCUACUAGAUUCAAUCCUCCGUGACAGCGCGGGAAAAAUGGACAGCCUUUAUGACGUCAUAGUAGGUGCGCUCAUUGUCAGGGAUGAUGAAACAAACAACGACACUUGUCAUGUCAUUCUCGACUGGCUUCGGGAUCACGACGGAUGUUUAGGUAAACUGUGCAGAUGGAUGUCCCCUGGGCUUUGCUCCGUUCUUUCUGGAGAGUCUGUAACGUUUAAACGUGGCUACUGGGACGCUUUAAAACAUUGGGCAUCCGGCCUGGAGUAUGAUGUCAUGCAGAGCGCGUGGGUGCCGACGUGUUCCGUGACGUCAGAGGAGCCAGUGUCGUUUAUUGUACUGGUUGAUCGAUUCGGGGCUCUGCUACAAUCAGGGUCUCCGUUAAAAGAGGAGACGAUGACUAAGCUCCUAGAACUGAAACUUGAAAGUGGGGACUUUGAUGUGAAAGGUGUUAGUGUUUGGACAGAUCUAAUAAUUCAACUAAAAAUGUUAAAAUAAUGAUAUUUGGAGAAAUGUGGUAAUAAUACAAAUAUGUCCUACUACUUGAUGGAUGGAUGAAAGUGUACUUGUGUGUUAUUUUUGUAUUGGGAAAUACCGACUAGAUUAUUUCAAUUUAACUUAUUUUUUAUUUGCUUGUCAUUUAGUUUUACUUUUUAAAAGACUUUUUAAAAUGAACAUUUGUGAAAUGUUUACUUUUUGGCAUUUUUGUAUGUAUUCUUCGAUAAAAUUAUUAUGAAUAAUUACAUCAUAUUUU
Misgurnus anguillicaudatus (oriental weatherfish) is the source of this 1462-nucleotide messenger RNA. It is a transcript of the gene fancf, whose product is annotated as FA complementation group F. Gene Ontology annotation, cellular component: Fanconi anaemia nuclear complex. Gene Ontology annotation, biological process: interstrand cross-link repair. NCBI's taxonomy places the organism in Eukaryota, Metazoa, Chordata, Actinopteri, Cypriniformes, Cobitidae. The record is from RefSeq and is a predicted model, not a curated record.